AUGCUCUAUCAUAAUAAUUAAGAAUUCCUAGAGGAGCAAGAAUUAGUAUUGACUAACUUGAAAUAGAAAUAAUAUUUACAAUUCGAUAUGGUUAACUCAAUUUCAAACUUUGUCAAAAAGGUAUAUUAUUUUAGUAGAUAAAUUAAUUUAGACUGCACUGACUUAGAUUAUUUGUAAGGCAAAUGCAAGGUGAAUUUUGAGCACUGUUUCAAGACUCUACUUAUGAAUAAUGAAUUAAAAGAUAAACAAAUAAAUGUCCAUGAUUUAUUACCACUUUUCAACAAUCCUAAGUUUAUUAAAGCAUUGGUCUAUAAGAAUUUUCAUCCUUGCUAGAUAUCGAAUGACCAGAUAAUUAUGAAUUAGAUUAGAGUAGGACUCAAAUGCUUUGAGAUAUAUCUAAUCAUUAAGAAUAAAGAGAAAUUCUUUUAACACAUAAAAGAAAGUUUUAAGCAAUAAAAUGCUAAUGGUUCAAGCAAUAUUGAAAAUAGUGAAUUUCCUCUCAUUAAGUAAUAGAACUGCAGAUGCAAAUAAGAUUAGAAAUGUAAUGAGGCUGACUGCCCAUGCUAUAGAGAUUAUUGCUUCACAGAAUCUUGCCUUUGUAAUCCUAAGAACUGCACUAGGAUAUUUUAAGGUUGCCAAUGCUACCCAGACACAUGCUAAUCUAAUGAUAAAUGCCCUUGCUUUCGAGAAAAAAGCUUUUGUGAUCCAUAAGUUUGCUUUUCUUGCUUUUAAUAAGAAUCAGUGCUAUUACAAAAAAAUUCUAUAGAUCAACAAAAUCCUAUUCCUAAAUGCCUUAAUAAGAUUGAUUUUAGCAUGAUUAGUAAAAUGAGAUUUGGAUUAGGUCAGAGUGAUAUUCCCAACAGUGGUCUUGGCUUAUUUACUUUAUAAAAUAUUUAAAAAGGAGAUUGUAUCGGGGUCUAUACUGGUGAGUUUGUUGAUUAGAGUAAUGAUGAAUUUCAAUAUGAAAGAAGAAGCUUUUACAGAGAAUUCAAAGCUCCUUCAUAUAUAUUUGAUUUUUCAGACGGUGGGUUUACAGAUGCAAAGAGUAUCGGAAAUUUAAUGAGAUACAUCAAUCACUUAGACAUAAAAACCAAGAAGGUUAAUGUUGAUAGUAUUAUUAAAAAACUAAAAGGAUAAAAUGUGAUAUUAUUUAGAGCCAAGUCAGAUAUAAAGUCAGGAUAAGAACUUUAUCUGAAUUAUGGCUCUAAAUUUUUCAAUCUAAAAAGUGAGAAUUAUGAUGAUAUUGAUUAAGACUAAGAAAUGAUUGAUGAAUGUGAAUAAAUUGAUACUUCAACUAGAAGAUGA
Molecule: messenger RNA, 1305 nt
Organism: Stylonychia lemnae
Lineage: Eukaryota; Ciliophora; Spirotrichea; Sporadotrichida; Oxytrichidae
Source: the annotation of a GenBank genome assembly